GUUUUUUCGUAUAGUUGAAAUUGCGGCUGAAAAUAGAUGGUACAAUUACAAACAUGGAGAAGAAGCCGUGAUUAAUAUUGGCAAAAAUUGUGAACAGGAAAGCUCAGCUAAAAAGCUUAUUAGUGCAUAGUACGUAACAGCAAUCAACUGUCAAAGGUCGAUAAAGCAGUCUAUCGCUUUGUCAGGGCUCCGGACUUUUUGUUGUCAGAUAAAAUGCCGCGGAUUGAUCCUUUAAAACUGCUGGUGUGCCUCAGCGUUCUGCUGGCUCCCAACGGAGGAAUUCGAAGCUCUAAUGAAGUGAAGCGGCUAGCCAAUUUGAUGGCAAAAUUUUCUAAAAAACUAGUGUCCAAAUGCAUCUACAUACAAAUACUAAAAUGCACGGAGACGGAACUGCUUGGACAAUUCAUGGCAGCUGGCGGUUGGUCGCUGGUUCAUAUGUGGCUGGCCGAUGGCAUCACGACAAAAAAUUGGCCCUUAAUUCAGGAAUUGCUGGAAUUGUUGCUGUGCUGUCCAGUUGAUGUGGAACGGCUAAAGAGCAACACUGCUCCGAAGCUGGUUAAGUCACUUUCCAAGGAUAGCAGUCAUGAGGGAGUCCGGUUGCUGGCAUCCAAACUAGUCGAACAAUGGCUAAAGAUAGCUCGCAACGACAUUCGCUCCGGUUCACAAACCGGAGCGAUCACCCAACAGCAGGACGAGAACGCUUCCUCAUCAGCCAUUACAGCGAAGGUAGGCGCGGAGAACGACGCAACAUGUGCUCAGCAGGGCGUGGUUGAAGACGGUCACGAAGAUGGAACUGAAAAUGUCGUGGAAGAAGAAGUAAUCCCGGAAACUCCCUCUGCUGAGUCGCUACAACCCGACGACAGUGUUGCAGAGGGUGAUGCAGAAAAUGACGAUGAAAACGUCGAAGAAACCAAGAAAGCCUUCAACACUGCGGUGGCUGAAAGUAAUGCUAAGAAAACUCCGUUGCUGUUCAAGAUUACAAUGAAAAAUGGCAAACAAGUGCUUGCAAAGGUCGAGUCUCCUACUAAGAAAAGCGUUUCAGAAAAUGCAGAGAGCAAUGAUGAAAGUUUGGACAUGAACGAAGAAGCAGUCGACGAUACUGAUUCGAUGGAAAAAGUGGGCGAAGACGUUUCAUUAGAGGAUAAAACGUCGACACUUGACGAAAAGGAUUCCGUGGCAACUGUAGAGAACGACAAGAUCAAUUCAGAGAAAAAGGGAACUAAUGAAUCCGAUAAGAAGGAUCGGAGGAAAAGUGACGAGAAAGAACGCAGCAAAGAUAAAGAUAAAAGUUCGAAAGACAAAGAUAAACAUAAAGAAAAGGAUAAGGAUAGGAAGUCAAGUAGUAGUGGAAGCAGCAAUAAGUCUUCUUCCAAAUCAUCAUCUUCAUCAUCAUCGUCGACGUCAAAGCACAACAGCAGCAGUAGUAGUAGUAGUGGCAGCAAAAGUAAAUCUAGUUCAAGCUCAGGUAGCAAAAGCUCUGGUUCAAGUUCAAGCUCUCGUGACAAGGACAAAGAUCGUCACAAUAGUAGUAGUAGCAGUAACAGUAGCAGCAAACAUCACCACAAGAGCUCAUCAUCAUCAUCAUCUAAGUCAUCCAGCAGCUCCAAAAGUGGAAGCUCCAGCGAUAAGCAUCGCGAUCAAAAAGAAAAGUCGAGUCAUUCAAGCAAAGAUAAAGACAAGGAUGGCCAGCUGAAAGUGUCAUCACCUGCAACAGCCAAGCUACCCAAAAUUCCCAGAAAGUCAAGGGAAGACGAUGAGGAAAAAACGGACUCCUCAGCAAACCAUAAAAUGUCACCAGUCAGCGCUAAAAAGGCGUCGAUUUCCAUCGAGGUUCGCAACGCUGAAAAUCGGCCGAAAACUGUAAAAACAUACAACUCUCAAUUCCGCUCCCACGGUCUUAUCGAAGAAGCACCCCCACCACCAUCCCGCAAAGGACUGAAGAAGCCAGCAUCUGCAUCCAGCCCAUCGGCGGUAAUCGGAUCGACAGCUACGGGCACCGUGUCCACCAAACGAUCCUCUCCGCCGCCAUCGUCUAAGGAUGCUCCCCCCGAGAAGAAAGCUCGAGAAGACCCGACUGAACGACCUGGAGCGAUAAAGCUCAUCCCGCCUAAAAGACAACCGUCACUGGUAGAAUCGGACAUGUUCAUGGAUGCCCUCUCCGCUACGCUGAAAAAAGACGUUAAAAAACGUAAACGAAGGCACAGUGGUUCCGAGGGAACAGCCAAACCUACCACCACCGACAAACCAGCGGCUGUUACUGCUGCUACAACAGAAAAGGCGUCCACCAAUAAAGCUGCUUCGCCCGAAAAAACUGUUCCUUCCCCGCCGACGAGUCCAACGACUGAAAAAUUAGCAAGUCCUACCAAGUCGAAACUGCCGAAUGUCGUCACGCCACCGUCCGAUGUCACUGCAGCUAGUGAUCCCGCAUCUCCCGCCAAGGUAGUAGCGGCACCAAUGUCCUUUUAUCGCGACACUUUGGUCGACGCAGACGAGAAUGGCCAAGAAAAGAAGGGACUUGAAGAACAGGAUAAGAAAACUGCCGACACACCUAGCGAAGAUGUCGAAAUUAAGAAGGAAGAAUCUCUUGAAACACCAGCUGAACCGGAGGAGGAUGACGACGAGGUGAUAAAAAAACCGAAACGGUUGAAAUCGGAACUGAACGAUGAUGUAGAAAUUGACGACAAGUGUAAUUUGAUCGACGCGGUCGAUGACGAUUUGGAGAAGAAAAUGGCUCAGGCCGGAGAGGACCAAAAUGCACAGAACAUCGCUGUUAAAAAGCCACCGGGCCCAGGUUGUGGUCCGGAUGGUCCGCCUGGAGUGUUAGUCAUUCAUCGCCGCAAAGGGCCGAAGAAACAGCUCAAGUGGAAGGCUCAGGAUGAUCUCGAGGAAAUUCGUUACUUCGAACUGGACGUUACUGAACGCUGCAACGUAACGAAAACUUUCUCGGAUCUUAAAAACAUGGAACGAUGUGACGAACGCGAAAACUACAUUCUGUCGCGUAAGCUUCACGCGGAUGAUGCCAUGACUGAAAGGAUACCGUGGUUGCCUUUGAUACCAGUUGACAACAUUCCACCUCAUCCAGAAGGCGUCAACAGUCAAGAGAAACGUAUUCAGCGAGAUCGUGAACGCAACGUGCUGCAAGCUUUGUACUUCAAUCGCCAUAUGAUUCCUGAUUCACCAGCUGAACCAGAUGUUGAGGUGUAUUCCCUUUCACAACCAGCGCACAUUCCGAUGGAAGAUGUUACCGGCAAUCCAGACUCGGUAAACGAUUUUACCACCAUGCCUUGGCCGGAACCAAAAUCCACCCCUCCUCACGAAUCGGCUGGUUUCAAUUCGCCCUUUUUCCCCGGUACAGAUCAUGACUUCCCGCAAUUUGGCGGUACCGGUAACUGGGAUUUACCAGGAUCAAAUCCAGGUUCUAUGCCAGGAAUGUUUCCUCCUGGUAGGAUGCCCCAAGGAAUGCACCCUAGCGGUCCAAAUAAUGGCCCUCAUAAUGGACUCGGUGGCCCUAACAUGAUGCGUCAAAUGAGUAUUCCACCCAAUCAUUCGCCAGGGCCCGUUCCUCAUCCUAAUAUGUUCCAAAAUAAUUUCGUAAGAGGACCUAUGCCCAUGCAGCACAUGCAUGACUUAGAUGAUGAUACCUUCCGGAAUGGACCGCCACCACCGCCAGCCUGGUUCAACAAUGGAAAUAAUAACAAUAAUCGUGGUCCUCCACCAUCGCACCAACCAAACUUUCAUAACAAUCGCGGUAGUGGAUUCGGCGGUCGUGGUGGAGGAGGCAACUGGAACAACAAUCGAGACAAUGAUCGAGGAGGUCCUCGAGGUGGUAAUUACCGACCCCCUUGGUUACAGAAUAGAGGAAACCAUAACAGCCAUCGUGGAGGCAGAAAAUGGUAAACUUUGCCACAGUAGUUGCAUCCUUAUUAAUUUGUACAGUGACACGGCUGAGCCUAGUGAUAAUAGUGAAGUAAAUGAAAUAUUCAGCUUGUUGUAGAGCAAAGGAUAUUCGUGCUUAGAUUGUAAGGCAUAUCAACCAUUUUCGUUGUUUUAACAGCUAUAGGGUAACGGAAAGUUUUGGUUCAACAGCAUUUUGUAUGUGUUUACGAUUAAGUUUGAAAAGCCGACCUUGAAGGUACAAAUUAAUUACUAAACUUUGGUUUUGUUUCUAUUCACAAGUUGCUGGUGCCUAUCUAAGUCAAGAAUUGAACGGAUAAGUGAGAGUGCUUAUUGUAUGACUUUUGUAAAUAAUUAGUUUAUAUAAAUAUAUGAAUUUGUUGUAUACCUAUAUAUUUGUA
This is a messenger RNA of Topomyia yanbarensis, 4295 nucleotides long. RefSeq names its product serine-rich adhesin for platelets (gene PNUTS). The record is from RefSeq and is a predicted model, not a curated record. NCBI's taxonomy places the organism in Eukaryota, Metazoa, Arthropoda, Insecta, Diptera, Culicidae.